CAAGCUGCUUCCAUUUUACGCUUCAGCAUUGUUUCACCUUUUUUAGGAAAAGGUCCAUCUACAAAGAAGCUGAAGAGAGCCUUUCAAGGUCUUACACGUUCGUGCCACCAUGGCGAUGAGAAAUACGAGCGCCGCUUCUCUGACCACCAGCUCCACCUCACAGCGCGUGCUUGCACAGGAGUCAAACCCCAGCACCCGUCUCGCAAGACAGCAUUCGAAGCGCAAGCACAACAACAAAUCUUCAAAGUCGCGCUCCGACAAGGGCGCCAAGAAGACGAAGUUUUUCUCACCCCAUAUGUCUCAAGGUCGGCGGCGACGACGGCGGCCCUCCUCGGCCUCCUCUGCCUCUCAAUUGCGGUUCUGCUCGCACAGACAGGGCAGCCAGUUUCCGACGGGCCGCUAUCCCGGCUUCUCCCGAAACCAUCCUCUCCUGGUGCCCAGCCUCUCUUCCUUCUACCCUCCGGGCGCCGCCCCGCUGGCCCCCGGCACCCCCGUCAGCAUACCGGGUUUACCACCGCUCAUCGCCGGCAACCCCGUUCCGCUGCCGCCGGGUUUCUUCCCGCCGUUCAUGGGCCUAGCGCCUCCCUCCGGCUUCGGUGGUCCCAUGAUGGGCGGCGGUGGCGGUGGAGCACAGCAGCCCAUCGUUCUGCCGUUUCCCAUCCCGAUGCCGAUGCCCAUGCCUAUGUCGGGAGGAUCUCACCCGCCAAUCGUGAUUCCAGCUCCAUCGCCUCCGCAUCCUCCUUCGUAUCCAUCACCGAUGCCGUACCCGGUUGCGUCGCCAGCUGCGCAAGGCGGCGGAGGCUCGGACACCAUGGCGCUCAUGAUGAUGAUGAAGUCCAUGCAGCAGGAGCGCCAGGCCGCCGCCCAGGAUCGCGAGCGAGAGGAGGAGCGACAUCAGGAGGAGAAGAAGGAGGCGGAGAAGCGCCAGCACAAGAAGGAAAAAGAGGAGGAGAAAAAGAAGAAGAAGAAGGAGAAGGAGGAAGAGCGCAAGCGCAAGAAGGAGGAGAGAGAGAAGGCGCUGGAAGAGCGCAAGAAGGAAAUCGAGCGGAUGCAGGAGGAGCACCGGCGCCAGAUCGAGGAGGCCCAGAAGGCGGUGGAAGAAGCCGCCGCCAAGAAGAAGGCUGAGAAAGCGGAAGCGAUGGCCAAGAAGGCCGCCGAGGAGGAAGAGGCCAAGAAGAAGAAGGAAGAGGAAGAAAAGGCAAAGCAGGAAGCGGCAGCGGCUGCUGCUGCUGCAGACGCGGAGAAAGAAGCCGCUGCAGCCGCUGCAGCGGCUGAAGCACACCACCGGUCUGCGCCUGAAGAGCGCCCUCUACUCGGUGUCGAAGGUCCACCGGAUCCUAUGGUCUACUACCCUCCGCCCGGCAACUUGCCUGCCUUUGACCCGGGCGUAGACAUAAAGUAGGCCGGUUGAGGCUUUUAUAUUUCUUUGGUUGUAGCUCUGAUGCUCUUUAGGGCUGGCAGGAGCAGUUGUUUGUACGUAGUAACGUAGCACACAAAAGGACAAUUCGAUGAGCUCGACUUCAUGGCCACCGGACUUUUUCUCAGGAGAGUACCCCACAUACACUGAUUACGCACUUCGGUUUCAACCAUUAUUUCGAGAGCACAGUUUACCACACACCCGCAAAUAAGUUUUGCUUAAUAAAAUGUUAUAACUUAUUGAAACACACAUGACGCAAAGCUUCGGCUUAAAAUUCACAUAAUAGAAGAUUUGUCCAAAACUUUCCAACACUGCGGUGAUUGAUAAGUCCUUGCUUAAUCAAGUAAUGACCCCCGAAGACCACAAAUUGUGCUUACUCUUCGUGUCGGUUAGUUUGUCAGCUCGAUUAAGUAUUACGAGAAUCUUGCGCCACAAUGUUUCCUAUGUUUGCUUAGUUUACUACCUGAUUGGAAAUAUGUAAUGUUACAUUGAAAAUGGCAAAACAAAUAAAGAAUACCUGCUAAUCUUAGGGGCACUUAUGAAAGAUAUCAGAGGAUUUAAAAAUAGACACGCUAAAGACAAAGACAAUGUGUGUCAGUUGCGCUUCUCGUGUGCUUAAUUUUACUGUAAUGAAUCGCUUCUGCAAACCUUAGUUCAUACCUUUCACAGGUAGAAAAGAUAGCCUUUUUGACAAAUGUGAGAAUUCCUGGUAUUGGAGAUUCCCUGCUGUGACGGUUUAAGUUUGUGCCAGUGGCUUCUAUGCAGCAACUUCAUCACACUAUACGUGAGGAGCAUGGGAAUGCGCAAGAACGUGCGAAUAUUCAGAAUACCUUCCUUGUCUUCGCAGUA
This is a messenger RNA of Dermacentor andersoni, 2266 nucleotides long. RefSeq lists its product as uncharacterized. Gene Ontology annotation, molecular function: DNA binding; structural constituent of chromatin. Gene Ontology annotation, cellular component: nucleosome. The record is from RefSeq and is a predicted model, not a curated record. NCBI's taxonomy places the organism in Eukaryota, Metazoa, Arthropoda, Arachnida, Ixodida, Ixodidae. Gene Ontology annotation, biological process: nucleosome assembly.